Molecule: messenger RNA, 2201 nt
Organism: Oncorhynchus nerka (sockeye salmon)
Lineage: Eukaryota; Metazoa; Chordata; Actinopteri; Salmoniformes; Salmonidae
Exons: 4
Coding region: 105-755 (216 amino acids)
Source: RefSeq, a predicted model, not a curated record
GAAGUUGCUCAACAGGAAACACAGACACAAGCAAACAUUCCACAUGUUAAUCUGUCUGUCCGUCUACCUAUCUAUUAUAUUCAUUGGAGCACCAUCUCAACACCAUGUCUCUCCUUUUAGGGUUUGGAUUGCUGACCUGCAUAGCAUCAUCAGAGCCCAGUGCUGAGACCUCUGUGUUUGUGCUGAAGGGACAGGAUGUUCGCCUGAAUGUCCAGACAAAUGUUCAACUCCAAGAUGUUGAUGUGCUUUUUUGGAAGUUUAACAGAUUUGACCAUGUUGUAAAGUACCCCCCAAAAGUUACCUUUGGAACGUACCAACGUAGGGCUGAAUUGAUUGUGGGAGACUUCUCUCUGCUACUGAAGAACAUACAGGACGGAGACAGUGGACCGUAUACUGCAGUAGUGAGUGGUGACCAAGACAGAAAUGUUGCUACAUACGUGUUGGUAGUUCAAGAGAGAGUUGAGCCACCAGUCGUGACAGUGGACUCUGUCUCCUCCAUUAAUGGCAUCUGUAACGUGACUGUGACCUGCAGAGGCCAGAAAACCUCUGUCACCUCCAGCUGUAACAGCAGCACCUGCUCUCAGGUGGGAAGAGAGAGUAGAGGGGCUGAGACCUCCACUGUCCCCCGGCUCUCUGUGUAUGUGGCAGGGGGUUCCAUCAUAUGUAACCACAGCAACCAAGUCAGCUGGGCGAACGACACCAAGGAGAUAGUGGAACUCUGUCCAUUGAAAUCUGAAGAGCCUCAGCUCAUUUAGGCAUGGACUCUACAAGGUGGCGCAUGUUGACUCCAUUGCUUUCGACAGUUGUGUUAAGUUGGCUGGUUGUCCUGGCACCUAUCACAUAUCCCGUUUCAAGGAACUUCAAUAUUUUGUCUUGCCCAUUCACUACUACUAAUUAUGUAUACAUUUCAAUCAGGAUGUACUAAUCAGAAUACUAUUAUGUUACAUUUACAUUUACAUUUAAGUCAUUUAGCAGACGCUCUUAUCCAGAGCGACUUACAAAUUGGUGCAUGUUACUGUAUAUGUACUAAUCAGAAUACUGUUAUGUUACUGUAUAUGUAUGAAUUUUCUUUCUUAAUCCUAGUACUGAAUAUAAUGUGUGUAAAUAUAAUCAAGGAUUAGAACAAUGACGGUCUGUUCCUUGGUAGAAAUGAAUUAACUAAAUCUUCAGACUGGCUAGAAUGCUUAUCUACACCGGAAGACAUUGGCUCAGCCAUAAAUUAUAUUAAAUUGGUAGUGAGACGAUGUGGGAAGGCUUGAGAUACUGCCUUUGUACCAGGGUGGGAGAAGAGACGGGUUGGUAUUGGAACUAAUGACGUCAUUUUCAGUUUAUAACCUGUGGUAAACUGUAUCGUGUUCAGUACUCUCGUGAAUAAAGGCUGCUUUUUGACUUUAAGACCGGGCUCUGUCCAUUUCUAUAAAAUAAGGGUCUUACAAAUUCUUAUGAAUUGACAGAGUGUUUAAUUUUAAUUGGGUCUUAAAACAGAGCAAUUAAAUACCUGCAACACUAGCUCAACCAGUUCUAUUGACUCUUGUGUCACCAUGGAUACUCCUGCUGUUUUCAAAUCUCGCAGAAGGCUUGGACUGUUACAUUUAAAUGUGCCUGAUGUCUAAACUGGACGUUCUGGGUGCAUGACACUAGUCCAGAUGUUUUGUUUAUCUCAAGACCCGGCUGAAUAAUUUGAUUUCAUAAUUUCAUAAUUAAUAAACAUUAUGUUUGGUUUUUAAACGGCGAAAAUCCGUUGUUUCUAUGGCAAACAGUUUUGUUGUUGUAUGUGUAUAUGAAGUGUAAUAUUGGGCUGUGAAUUACAACAUUUUAUACAUUUCAACUCCACUGUAUAUCUGAUAUGGUACUGCUGUCUUCAUUUACUUAAACCCAUCACCAUGUGUGUGAGGUGUAUACUUUUGUUUCAAAGUAGAUUUGUUCAAGACCAACAUGAAACACUCUGUGUGACUCUGAUUUAACCCACUGCAGUAAAAGGUUAGGAAUAUCUGUCUUGAGUUCAGUUUAUAACGAAAGCCACUCGGAUUAAUGUACAAAAAAAACAUGUUUUGACGUUAUCAUGACUCACCGUCCCCAUAAGUAUUUGGCUAGUGAUGUUUUUGUAAAUGAUAUCAGCGACCACUGCACUAUUGAUUGCAUUGGACGUACCAAAUUGAAAACCUCUGACCCUUGAAUAAUAAAGAGAAAUGUCAAAAGAA